GCGCCCUCAUCGAUAGUUCAUUAAUGGGUUCCGUAUUUUGUCAUCCACCAAAUCUACGUUUUUCCACUUUCGGGGGCCAGGUUCAAGGAUAAUAUUCGUAUUAUUAGGAAUUCUACAGCGAAGGUGCAGAUUAUGGAUAUAUUUUGAGGCUCUUCGCAGUGACAUUCUGUACAUGUGUCUUCAUGUGGACGACACCCUUUUUUCUAUAUUCAGAAGAUCUGGUUGGAGUCUUACAAACCAAACCACUAUCAUAGUUAACAGAGCGCAUCAAAGAUUCAUUUCAGAGAUUGAGCAAGCCAUCCUUCUUUGUGGUUUGCUGUGUGUCGGAGUUGAAGAGGGGGUUCUCCAGCUUUAGGACAUGACUGCAGUAGAGUUUUGCGGCCUAUACAGAAUGUCUUCUUGUGAUAGUGAUAGUGAGGAUAGGAGAGAGAAGGGGUCGGGAGAGGAGGUCAGACUUAAUGUUUAUGAUAUGUAUUGGACCAAUGAAUAUACAACAACAUUAGGAUUAGGAGUUUAUCAUACUGGCAUUCAAGUUUAUGGAAAAGAGUAUGCAUAUGGAGGACAUCCGUUCCCAUUCACUGGAAUAUUUGAAAUAGAGCCCAGAGAUGUUUCAGAUUUAGGAGAACAAUUUAGUUUUAAGGAGACGAUAGUUCUAGGUCAGACCGACCUCACAGAGGAAGAUGUUGUUAAAGUUGUUGACUGCCUUGGUAAGAAGUAUCCCGGUGAGGCAUACCAUCUCAUACACAAGAACUGCAAUCACUUCACCCAGGAAUUAGUACAAAUACUCUGUGGCAAGGAAAUACCAUCAUGGAUUAACCGGUUAGCUGCUGUAGGAGCACGCCUGCCUUUCAUGGAGCGGAUGCUACCCAAGGAGUGGCUUACCCCUCUAGCCCUAGUGGAGAACAACUCUGUCAAAGAACCUGAACCCUCAAGAACACCUAGUGACUCAGAAACAGGGAGCAAAUCAUCGCUGUUAUGACCACCCUGAAUCCUCCUUGGGGAAGGGUUUUUACACUAGAGUGCCACAGGGAUGCCAUGUGUGCUUGCUUUUAUCGUGACUUGAGGAGAGGUAACAGAUACGGAGGGAGUUUCUCGGGAGCAGUUAGCCACCGAGCCAUCGUUCCCCUUGUUUGGCAGAUAGUACCUCUCCAUUUAUUUGAUUGUAACAUCAGUAAACAGAGUGUGUGCACUUUGCGGAUGGUGUCCAGAUCCAGGCUCGCAUCGAAACCCAAACAUACAUUUACUCUAUUCUGGGGUGUAAAAGAUAUAAUAUUUCCAAUUAUUAUUGUUAUAAUAAUUUAUAUUAUGACCAUUGAAAUAAUAAUUUUUACUGAUAAUGCGACCCUGUAUCAAUAAAACUACACAUGAAUGGCAUGGAUCUGAGAUAGUUCUUUGACAUACAGAGGCUCUCUUUUAAUAAAUGUUACGUCUGUUCAACAAUAGUGUGGAACUGAAAAAAAAUGGUUGAGAAUAUAUGAGGUCCAGAAAUGGUACACUCGUUCUAUCAAAUAUUUUGCCACCAGACACAAUUCCUAUCAGUUCCUGAAGCAUGUAUCAAGAAAAAAAAUUGUGAUGUUAAAUUCCUACAUUGGUAUAUUUCCUCCCGCCUUUUAAAAUAGAGACAGAACUAGCAUGCUGCGCUGUGCCUUCAGAGAUUGUAUAUUUAAUCAAGAGAAAUGGUGGUAUUCAUGAUACGAGGUCAUCCUUUCAAAUAUUGAUAUCGUAGUCUCUGCACAAUUGCCCCAAUUAGCACAGUGACCCUCCAAGACAUAGAAUGCCAAAAGAGCAAGGAGAUCAACUUUGUGGCACUCACACUCGAUUUUACUACUAGUAUCUCUUUUUUAUAAACUUAGUGUUGAAUAUAAACAGAUAGAUAUCUAUUUUUGUGUGCUUACAAUUGUACAAAGCUGAUAUCAUAAACAGAAAUUUGUUUACAAAAUAUAUGUAUAUAUUUAUUGAAGUAGACUUGUAUCAUCAUUGUAUACAUAAUUUAUUGGAAUGGUUGUAAUAAUCAUCUAGUUAUCUAGUCAGAUCAUUGAUAUGUAGAUGUAUAUUUGCAUUGUUCCUAUGGGUAUCAAGUAUUAUGGAACAUGUAGACCGUGCCUUGGGGACUUUAUAGAGAAUCAAUAGAAAAGGCAGAGAUAAUAUUUCUAAUAUUGAAGGGAAUUGCAUUAUUUUGGAAAUCAAAAUAUAUUUUAAGAAAUGUGCAGGUAAUGUUCAUACAGUUGCUGAUUUCAGCUGAGCUAAAGGUGAAAAGUCUCUCCCAAAGUACUUUGCUAAUUGCCAGUUUUUCUAAUCAUAGUUCUUCAUGUGAUGUUAAGUCUCAUCCAAAAUUUCUUUGACUACCAAUUUAUCAAAUAACCAUUCAAACACUUUGCACUUUUUAUGUUUAAAAAAUGAAUUAGUUGAGCUGUUCUAUAAAGAGGAAUUCAGAGUGACACAUUUACUCGGAUCUAAUAUAUGAGGGCAUAGGUUUAGCGUUGUUCAGAUCAAGGAUUAGGGUUUAUUUUGUUUUGGAGGUUAGCUUUUAUGUUCGCUUAACAUGCAGAUUUUCUAUCAGAACAUUUGUCACUGGAGCAAAUGUUAUAGAACCGUCUUCAGAGGAAGUGAAAUAAAUGAAAUUAUAUUAAAAACGCAUGGCAGACUUUAUAGAUUUGAAAAAGUCUUCCCUAUGGAAGAAUGUUGAGAUAUUAGCAGAGGAGAUGAAAUCAAUAACGGUAUGAACAUGACCGGGUAGAAUGAAGGGUGAUGAAAAUGGUUUUAUCUCAGGAACUGGCUCAUUUGAGAGGCAUAUGAACAGCAUCAGCAGAACAUUUAAUGUUAUCUAUGGUGUAUAAUUCUAAUUAUACUGCAUGGAAAUAAAGGCAAAGAAAUGAUCAAGGGACCUCCUCCAUAAAAGUAACUUAUUAUCUAAACUGUACCACCUAAUGGUGAAUGUCAUGAAAUCUAGACUCUGAUUGGCCGUUUGGCAUUGCAACCAAAGUAGUCACCAGUUGAUGUCAUAGUUACCAUAUCAGGAAACUUUAUGCACUGGGACCCUGAUAUGGACCUUGUUGUAUAAACGUGUCAUUGAUUUGAAGCUUUAUAUGAUAGUGUUGAACUGUUGAUCAAUAUUUGAACCAAUCAAAUUUCCUUUGAAUGCAAUUCAUGGUUACUUUUUAGCAAUGAUAAGCAAAUUUUCAUACAAGAGAUUCGUACAGCCCAUUUUACAGAAUUUGUUUUCAAGAUUUUUUCUUGGCCAAUUAGAUUGCAGGGUUUCAGUGAUGCAUAAUGAAGUGCUUGUGAUUUACCAUUGGCAACAAGUUUUCUGAAACAGUGCAGUGGUAUUAAGUUAUAUUAAGUGGGUGCGUCGUGGUCUAGUGGUUCUGACUCUUAGUGGAGCGGUUAUGUGACAAAAAAUGGCCAAGAUGCUCGGAUCUGGCAGAAAGUGUGAAAUUUGGUAUACAGGGGUAUUUUUGGGCGCUGAUUUCAAAAAUUGCCGGCCCCAAGCGAUUUGACCAUCGGGUCGGCCGCCAUUUUGAAAUCCAAGAUGGCCACCAUGAAAAAUCAUUAAAUGUCAUUUUUUUUUUUUUUACAUGGCAUGUGACACUGAAAUUUGGCAUAUAGGGGUAUUAUGAGGCACUGAUUUCAAAUAUUGCCAGCCCCCAGCAAUUUGACCAUUUGGUCGGCGGCAAAAUGGCCGCCAUCUUGAAAUCCAAGAUGGCCGCCAUGAUAUAUUAUUGCAAUCAUUUUCUCGAGUUUUAUAUGAACUGCGGUAUUGAAAUUUGGCAUAUAGGCUUAAUUUGGGGUGCCGAUUUCAAAUAUUGCCGGCCCCAAGUGAUUUGACCAUCGGGUCGGCCGCCAUUUUGAAAUCCAAGAUGGCCGCCAUGAGAAAUCAUUAAUGUCAUUUUCUU
Messenger RNA from Lytechinus pictus (painted urchin), 3893 nucleotides. Its product is annotated as deubiquitinase DESI2-like. Gene Ontology annotation, molecular function: deubiquitinase activity. Gene Ontology annotation, biological process: protein deubiquitination. The transcript has 6 exons. The record is from RefSeq and is a predicted model, not a curated record. Bases 359 to 979 code for a protein of 206 amino acids. NCBI's taxonomy places the organism in Eukaryota, Metazoa, Echinodermata, Echinoidea, Temnopleuroida, Toxopneustidae.